CGUUUAUUCAUCCGAGUUUGUUACACACAGAAACACACAAUCUCUCUCUCCCAUUUCACUAUAAAUGCACCAUCUGAUCACUUCCCUUCACCAAGCUUUCAUCUCAUAAUCCCAAUUCUCUUCGACAAUCAAUCAAAAUUCGAAUCGUGAUCCUUGUUGCUGUAUCGGAAAAUGGAUAUCGAUUUGUCACCAAAAAUGCCUAAGAAGUCAUACGGAGGUGCCGGAGGAUCGUAUCAUGCAUGGUGCCCCAAUGAACUCCCUAUGCUCCGCCAAGGUAACAUCGGUGCUGGUAAACUUCUUCUUGAGAAAGGCGGUCUUGCUCUCCCUCGCUAUUCCGAUUCUGCUAAGGUUGCUUACGUUCUUCAAGGCAAUGGAGUCGCUGGCAUCGUUCUACCUGAGAAAGAAGAGAAAGUCCUAGCAAUCAAAACAGGCGACACCAUAGCCCUCCCUUUCGGUGUAAUCACAUGGUGGUUUAACAAAGAAGACACAGAGCUCCAAGUCCUCUUCUUAGGCGACACCAAAACCGCCCACAAACCCGGAUCCUUCACCGACUUCUUCCUAACCGGAUCCAACGGCAUCUUCACCGGUUUCUCAAUGGAAUUCGUCUGUCGUGCAUGGGACGUAGACGAAUCCACCGCCAAAUCCCUCGUGGGUUCCCAAACCGGAAACGGAAUCAUCAAAGUCGAUUCCGGAGUCAAGAUGCCAGAACCAAACAAAGACCACAGAUCCGGAAUGGCAUUGAACUGUUUGGAAGCUCCAUUGGAUGUCGACAUCAAGGGUGGUGGUAGGGUGGUUGUGUUGAACACCAAGAACUUGCCUUUGGUUGGUGAAGUUGGAUUAGGAGCUGAUCUUGUGAGGUUGGAUGGGAAUGCAAUGUGUUCUCCUGGAUUCUCAUGUGAUUCUGCUCUUCAAGUGACUUACAUUGUGAGGGGUAGUGGUCGUGCUCAAGUCGUUGGUGUUGAUGGGAAACGUGUUCUUGAAACUACUGUGAAGGCUGGGAUGUUGUUCAUUGUUCCUAGGUUCUUUGUCGUUUCCAAGAUUUCUGAUAAUGAAGGCUUGGAAUGGUUUUCCAUCAUUUCUACUCCCAAUCCGAUAUUCACUCAUAUGGCUGGAAGAACAUCGGCGUGGAAGGCGUUGUCACCUGAGGUGUUGCAGGCUUCGUUCAAUGUGAGUGCUGAUGUGGAGAAGACAUUCCGUUCCAAGAGGAUGAACAGUGAAAUCUUUUUUGCACCAUCGAAAUGAGAAAGCUAUGGGUGUUACUUUUUAGGUUUUUUUUUUUUUUUUUUUUUUUUUUUUUUUUUUUUUUUUUGGUAGAAUAAUGGCUAGCAUUAUUACUACUUAAUAAUUUUUGGAUUAUGGUUUAUGGAUAUUGUUGCUUCGAAUAGUUUUGGUGUUUUGGAUUGGAUUGGUUUGGUUUUUUCUGAUAAUAGGAUGUUUUUUUGCACCAUUUUCUAGUAUUUCUCUCUUGCCUCUGUUGUUUCUGCUAUUUUUCUAUAUGUAUAGGGAGGUUUUCAUUUUUUUUAUCCAUGGAAAAAAGCACAGUUAGGGGUAUCGUCUCCAUGGCGAAAGUGGAUGGAAGUGUUGUUUAAUUUCAUAUUCUACUAAUCUUUCUUUGACUUGA
This is a messenger RNA of Lactuca sativa (garden lettuce), 1621 nucleotides long. RefSeq names its product 13S globulin seed storage protein. Gene Ontology annotation, molecular function: nutrient reservoir activity. NCBI's taxonomy places the organism in Eukaryota, Viridiplantae, Streptophyta, Magnoliopsida, Asterales, Asteraceae. The record is from RefSeq and is a predicted model, not a curated record.